ACUUUCUGCUCCAGCUCCCGCCGCCGCCGCCGUCGCCGCCGCCGCCUGGGUCGCCACCACCGCCUCCUCCGCUUCCUCCUCUGCCUCGAAGCGUCGUUUUUCUGCAGCAGAGAGAAGUGCUAUGUCAGGAAAGUUCCGGGAGAGACUGGAUGGGGCCAUGCUCCCUGGGUUCUUCUGCAGGCGCCCGCGCGCAGCCCUUUGUAUGAGGCAAAAGGACUGCUAUGGAAGAUGGAGCUCUUUGUCCGUUUUCCAGAAUGUGUUUCCAUCAAUGAAACAUGAUACUGCUGUUCUGUGUUGACAUGCUUGAAGACCACCCACAUCUCUGCUCACGCCUUCCAUCCUGCUGAAACCAUGGUCUUCUCUGCAGUGUUGACUGCAUCCCAAACUGGGGCAACCAACACAACAUUUGUAGUCUAUGAAAACACCUACGUGAACAUUACGGUCCCUCCACCAUUCCAGCAUCCCGGCCUUGGCCCGCUGCUCAGAUACAGCAUGGACGCGAUGGCUCCCACUGGGAUGAGUUCCUUGACCGUGAAUGGCACAGCUGUACCCCCAACACCAGCAGUUUUUAAGAGCCUAAACUUGCCUCUCCAGAUCAUCCUCUCUGCUAUAAUGAUAUUUAUUCUGUCUGUGUCUUUCCUUGGGAACUUGGUUGUUUGCCUGAUGGUUUACCAAAAAGCUGCCAUGCGCUCUGCAAUUAACAUCCUCCUUGCCAGCCUGGCAUUCGCAGACAUGUUGCUUGCAGUGCUGAACAUGCCCUUUGCCUUGGUAACUAUUGUUACUACAAGGUGGAUUUUUGGGAAAUUCUUCUGUAGGGUAUCUGCUAUGUUUUUCUGGUUGUUUGUGAUAGAGGGAGUAGCCAUCCUGCUCAUCAUUAGCAUCGAUAGGUUCCUUAUUAUAGUCCAGAGGCAGGAUAAGCUAAAUCCAUAUAGGGCUAAGAUUCUAAUUGCGGUUUCUUGGGUGGCUUCCUUUUGUAUAGCUUUUCCUUUGGCCGUAGGAAACCCUGACCUGCAGAUCCCUUCCCGAGCCCCGCAGUGUGUGUUUGGAUAUACAACCAACCCUGGUUACCAAGCUUAUGUGAUUUUGAUUUCUCUAGUUUCUUUCUUCCUACCCUUCCUGGUGAUACUGUAUUCGUUUAUGGGCAUCCUCAACACCCUUCGGCACAAUGCCUUGAGGAUCCACAGCUACCCCGAGGGUAUAUGCCUCAGCCAGGCCAGCAAACUGGGUCUCAUGAGUCUACAGAGACCCUUCCAGAUGAGCAUUGACAUGGGCUUUAAAACGCGUGCCUUCACCACCAUUUUGAUUCUCUUUGCUGUCUUCAUCGUCUGCUGGGCCCCAUUCACCACUUACAGCCUUGUGGCCACAUUCAGUAAGCACUUUUACUAUAAGCACAACUUUUUUGAGAUUAGUACCUGGCUACUCUGGCUCUGCUACCUCAAGUCUGCAUUGAACCCACUGAUUUACUACUGGAGGAUUAAGAAAUUCCAUGACGCCUGCCUGGAUAUGAUGCCCAAGUCCUUCAAGUUUUUGCCACGUCUUCCUGGUCACACGCGGCGGCGGAUACGUCCCAGUGCUGUCUAUGUGUGUGGGGAACACCGGACAGUGGUGUGAAUAUUGGCACUGCCUGACAUUUGGGGUGAUGGUUGCUCUUUAUCUGACUUUGAAUUUUCUUUCACAUGGGUUCUCCAAGUGUACCUUAUUGGUUUUUAUAGGGUGUGUGUGUGUGUGUGCGCGCGCUCAGUGUAAAGAAAGAGUGGUGAUUAGUUAUAAUUCUAUUACCAAGGAUACGCAAUAGGGAAAUGAUGACAAAUGUUACCUCCAGGGUUCAAGAGAAAUCCUUGAUUUAGGGUGGGGAGAUGGUGUUUUGUUUCUUUGAUUGAUUUUGUUUUUGAAGCAGGAAUCAAGAUUGUGCUUUAUUGAGCCUGCAGUUACAUUGAAUUGUAGGUGUUUUGGAUGCUGCUAAGGUAUGCUUAAUUGAGUUUAUCAUUUUUUUUUUUCCAGAAGACAUUGCUGCUUUUUGUCACCACAUUGGAGCCAAAACCACAUACAUCUCAGUAGAUAAAUAUUUACUUUUAUU
Molecule: messenger RNA, 2077 nt
Organism: Odobenus rosmarus divergens (Pacific walrus)
Lineage: Eukaryota; Metazoa; Chordata; Mammalia; Carnivora; Odobenidae
Gene: GPR63
Product: G protein-coupled receptor 63
Exons: 2
Coding region: 352-1611 (419 amino acids)
Biological process (GO): G protein-coupled receptor signaling pathway
Cellular component (GO): membrane
Molecular function (GO): G protein-coupled receptor activity
Source: RefSeq, a predicted model, not a curated record